Messenger RNA from Ipomoea triloba (trilobed morning glory), 2080 nucleotides. RefSeq lists its product as uncharacterized. The record is from RefSeq and is a predicted model, not a curated record. Bases 127 to 1938 code for a protein of 603 amino acids. Lineage: Eukaryota; Viridiplantae; Streptophyta; Magnoliopsida; Solanales; Convolvulaceae. The transcript has 10 exons.
GUGGUGGGUUCCCUUUUUCUUUUGUCUUUUAAUGGGUUUCCCUGCUGGCCGCCAGUUUUGCAGAAAGGUUUCUUGAAUCUCCGGCCGCUAAUUAAGGUGCUGUUUUUACUUUCCCGGCUGGCCUUCAUGGCAGACCUAGCCGCCGCUCACACCCCGACACAUUUUAGAAAGAAGAAGAUCAUUGGACAGCAAAAGAGGGAGGAACUCGAAAGAGAGGUUUCUGAGCUUAGUAAAAUGCUGGAACAUGAACAAAAGGUGCGAGAAUUUCUGGAUCGUGUUUACCAGCGGAAGAAUGCUUCAGUUCUCAGCAUCCCAAAUUUUCUUCCUCCAAAAAUGAAGGAGGUUUUGGGCGAGUUGGGCAUGGUGGAAAGCGAGAUAAGUCGGCUAGAAACCCAAAUCACCCAGCUCCAAGCAGAGGUGAAGCAGGCCAAAAUGGAAGCUGCCAAUAAGGCCAAAGAAGAGGCAAGAAUGAAGCCAUUAUGGCACCACAUAUCUUCUUCCCUUACACCAAACAAUAAUCCACCAUCAUCCAAUAACCUGCACACCAAAUUGCCAUUUGAUACCAAGGCACUGCACUUCAUUAGCAAAGCCAUCAAGGGCGACUAUGGCAUCAAGAACUUCAGCAGUGUAAACGAGACAUCUUUGAGCCCCAGUUUGCAGAAAGGAACGCAGCUUGAUUCAAAGGAGAAUCAUCAGUUCCAUGAAGGAGUUAUUAGAACGUUCGGAGAGAGGGUUCCCAGGAAGAGUGGCUUCAUCAAACCUGCCUCCCCCUUGCGAGAGCCUCGCCAACCCACCCCUAGGAGAGAACGCAACGUGGAGAUGUCAAUGGACAUGUCACACAAAUUCAUGUCCACUUCAUGGCUAUCAGAACCGGCCCCAAAAGUGAUGCCAUCUCCCAUUCACUCAUCGGAAGAAGCCAUUCAGAGAUGGCCUCCCAACAAGCUAUCGGAGAGCAUCAUGAAAUGCCUGCUCUACAUUUACGUGCGACUGCUCCGAACCUCCAGAGCUAUGGAGAUCGAGAAGUCAGGCACCAUAGCUCGCUCCAACAACUUCUCCCUCAGCUUCAGAUCCGAGCCGAGCCUGAACGUGAAAACCAGUCUAGCCAUUCAUAAACAGUCGAGACAGCAGGACCCUUACGGCAUUUUUGACUCGGAAAACUCUGUUCCCAGAGACAUCGGGCCUUACAAGAAUUUGGUUAGGUUUUCGUCCACUUCUAUGGAUACCAAAUGCAUCUCAACUUCUAGCUCCGUUCCCUUGUUCCAAAAGCUCAAGGUUUUGAUGAACAAUCUAGAGAAGGUGGAUUUGAGGUUUUUGACACACCAACAGAAGUUAGCAUUCUGGAUCAACAUGUACAAUGCUUGUAUCAUGCAUGGAUUUCUUCAAUAUGGAGCUCCAUCUAGUUCUACGCCAGAAAAACUGGCAUCACUUAUCAACAAGGCGACAUUAAACAUCGGAGGUCAUACAAUAAACGCACAAGGUAUUGAGCAUUAUAUUCUGAGAAAACCACUGGAAAAAGAGGGUAAACAAGAUGAAAAGGGGAGCACAAUUCCUUCACUCUAUUGUAUAGGCUCCCUCGAUCCAAAUAUCACAUUCGCAUUGUGUUGUGGCACUCGUUCUUCACCCGCUGUGAAAAUAUACACGGCGGAGGGGGUAGCGGCGGAGCUAGAAAAAUCGAAGCUGGAGUAUUUACAAGCUUCGAUCAUCGUGACGAACACGAAGAAGAUUGCGUUGCCGGAGCUUCUGCUAAGAAACAUGCGUGAUUUUGCACAGGAUUUGGAUUCAUUGCUGGAUUGGGUUUGCCAGCAGCUACCCACGUCGGGAUCUCUCAGAAAAUCCAUCGUGGAUUGCUUCAGGGGCAUCCAUGGCGGCGCAAAACCGUCCGCCAUUGUUGAGAAAAUACCUUAUGAAUUCGAGUUCCAGUAUCUUUUAUCUGUAUGAUGAAUUACUGAUUUUAUCUGUAUUCAAAUGUAUAUUUCUUUUAUAAGGCUAGUUCGUAAAAUGUGUAUACUUGUGUUAUGUUUCAUCGUUAAUAUUUUUGUUAUAUACGGAGUAUAUGAUUUUGUACAAAAUAUUUGAUCCA